Helianthus annuus (common sunflower) is the source of this 415-nucleotide messenger RNA. RefSeq lists its product as uncharacterized. The coding region runs from base 13 to 408 and encodes 131 amino acids. The transcript is spliced from 3 exons. Lineage: Eukaryota; Viridiplantae; Streptophyta; Magnoliopsida; Asterales; Asteraceae. The record is from RefSeq and is a predicted model, not a curated record.
AAACCACAGGCUAUGGCUUCUCAAGAUGAUGGACCAUCCGAGAGCAGGAAAACGGACCCUGGAUGGAAGUACAAUCAUCUGAGGAAUCCUAAUGAUAAAAAUGCCGUUUCAUGCAACUUUUGCAAGAAGAUCACAAAAGGUGGAAUUUUUCGUGCUAAACUACACCAAAUUGGAGGAAACAGAAACGUCAAGUCAUGUACAAGGUGUCCACAGGAGGUUAAAGACGAGUUGAAGGCGUAUGUUGCGAGCCAAAAGGCCAAGAAAACAAAUGAUGGGUUGGCUGAUUUGGCUGAUGAACAGGAGGAUGAUGAAGUUAUAGAGAUACCUGCUCAUCAAAACAAGAGGCAGAAGACGACUAAUGUGAAGGGGCCAUUAGAUGUGAUGUUUUCAAAAGGUAAAGGAAAAUAAGUUCAAA